Molecule: messenger RNA, 2179 nt
Organism: Cotesia glomerata
Lineage: Eukaryota; Metazoa; Arthropoda; Insecta; Hymenoptera; Braconidae
Gene: Syt20
Product: synaptotagmin-5-like
Exons: 9
Coding region: 782-2110 (442 amino acids)
Biological process (GO): calcium-ion regulated exocytosis; regulation of dopamine secretion; regulation of calcium ion-dependent exocytosis
Molecular function (GO): phosphatidylserine binding; calcium-dependent phospholipid binding; clathrin binding
Source: RefSeq, a predicted model, not a curated record
CAGUGAGUUAACAAAGAUAAAGUGUAAUGGUGUGGGCUCGCCCGUACAACUAUAGAUUGUUAAUACAUUCAUUGUAUAUCUGUACAUACAUAAUUGUGUUUGCGAGAUUACCUUGAGUUUGACAGUUGUAGUUUUUAGUUAAGUAACAUUAGUCGUACUUAAAAAUCAAGUGAAUAUAUUGUAAACAAAUCAUUAUAUCGUGGAAUUUGUGUUUUAUAGAAUAUUUAUAGUUAUGUUAGCAAUUUUUCAAUCAUAAUCUGACUGAAGUAUAAUCAUUAAGUUGAAUCUGUUGAUCAGUUCAAGCAUCAAAAUAAUUAAACUGAAGCUUCUAUGAUACAUGCGAUCGAUGCUAGAACCUGCAUAAAUUUUUUUAAUGCGAAUAAUUAGUGAAUAGCAUUAUGAUAUAUCAUAAAGGUGGUACAAAAUGAACGAUUUUUAUAGGUAUUACAUUGAUUUUAUAAUGGAAUACUGUAUUGAAUGAAGAUACUUAAUCAUUCAUUUUUUUUUAAAUAAAUUUUAGUUAAAAUGUUUACAGAUUGUAUUCAAGUAAAAAAAAAGUUAAUGGUUAUAGCUUAAGGCUGUAACCAUAUGUCAUCACAGACUUAGUGUUUGAGUACAUUUGAAGAAAUAAAAGUUUUCAACUAUUUCCGUCAGAAUAUUUAUAUGAGUGAAUUAUCUCACCUUUACAGUCAUUUACAUUCCAUGUAAUACAUCGCAUGGUAUGCACUGUCACUAUGAUUUUUCGAUAUUGCAAAUAUUUAUAAUUACUUAAUAUAAAUAAAUGUUUUACGAAGAAAUAUUUGGACCUCUAAGCGGAAUUGUAUUAAUAGUAUUCGGAAUUAUUACUAUUUUAUCAGUGCUUAUUCUGAUUGUGUGUUUCUCAGUACCAAAAUGUUGCGGAUACGAGCUUUUAAGAAAAAGAAAAAACGAAGAAAAUAAAACAAUUUGUAUGAGCCAAGUCGAACAGCAACAUGGAAAUAUCAAAUUAGGUGAUAUAAGUUAUCGAUCUUGGCGUCUGGGAAGUCUUUACGAUAACGAAAGUAUUUACAGAAAUGGAGAAUCAUUGAGAGAGUCUUUUGGUUCUAACUGUGCAGAAUUAGAAUCGAAAAAAACUUUAUCGUCGUUGAAUUUAGUAAAUUUCAGUAAUCAAAAACAAACAAAGAAAGUAAAAGAAUUUCCAACUGAAUUAACUUUGAGUCUUCAAUUUUUGCCAACGAUUGAUGAGCCUAGGAGUACAGAAGGAAAACUUAUCAUUGGUAUUGAGGCUUUAUUUAAUCUUCCACCUAAGCAAUACAACUGUGCAAUAGAACCUUAUGUCGUUGUUAAGAUCAUUAAGCAGUCUUGGACUAAAAAAGAAAAAACUGUACUUCAUAAUUUUAGAACACGUGGUAUUCGACACACUGUUAAUCCGGUAUAUCGAGAAACGUUUAUUAUCGCAGAUGCUAGUCCAUAUAUUAUGAAGGAUUGGUCUUUAUCGCUAUCGGUUUUUGAUCACGAUAGAUAUGCUAAUCACACUGAAUUGUCAACUCUUCAAAUUCCAUUCAAGAACGUUAACAAAAUAUUCACAAACCCAGAAAAACACAUAUUUAAUUAUAGAAUGAAACGAUCUAAUCAGGAAUUUGGAAAUAUUCUGCUUGCGAUAAAUUAUUUACCAACCGCCGAACGUUUAUCGAUAACUGUUGUGAAGUUACGAAAUUUAAAAUAUUUGCCGACCACUAAUUUAUCAACUAAGUUAAAUUUGUAUGUACGAGUGUUAAUGCUUCAUGGAAAAACUGGCCGUAAAAUUCGUAAAAAAAAAACAAAAGUAUUACAUGCAAUGACGGAAGGUGAAUUUAACGAUACACUGACAUUUGCAUUAUCUCCUUAUCAGUUAGAUACUGUACAAUUUCUUCUGAUUCUUUGCAAUAAAGUAAUAGGUGCUGAAAUACAUAACAGCGAUUGUCACAGUGAUAGUGAAGAUUCAGUUCAUUCUUCCAAUAAAGUUAAGGACUCAUUUAUUGGAAAAGUUGUUCUAGGAAAAGGUGUUCGUGGAAAAACUGAACGACUCCAUUGGUUUUCUGUUCUCCAAAAUCCAAGAAAACUUGUAACUGAAUGGCAUAUCCUAAAAUAAAUGAUUCAUGUAAUGUUAUUUUUUAAAAAUUAAGAGAACGUUCAUAAAAAUAGUUAAACUGAAAUAAAA